Messenger RNA from Papilio polytes (common Mormon), 2755 nucleotides. RefSeq names its product ubiquitin-conjugating enzyme E2 36-like. Gene Ontology annotation, biological process: protein polyubiquitination. The transcript is spliced from 3 exons. Gene Ontology annotation, molecular function: ubiquitin conjugating enzyme activity. The coding region runs from base 626 to 1252 and encodes 208 amino acids. Gene Ontology annotation, cellular component: nucleus. The record is from RefSeq and is a predicted model, not a curated record. NCBI's taxonomy places the organism in Eukaryota, Metazoa, Arthropoda, Insecta, Lepidoptera, Papilionidae.
UUUUACCCUGCUUUUUUACAAAAUGUAACGAUCGGGUAAACAAUUUCAAUGGUAACACUGAAAAGCACAUAAAACAUGUUCGAACCUGUUGAGAAAAUACGUCUUACCACUUACCAUGCCACCCGUCCCCCACCCCUAAUGUUUUUAUUUGGGAAGUACAAUUGUACAGGACAGUAGCGCAGACCUGCUACACGACUAUACACUAGCGCCAGUUAGUGUUCCCUAUUUUUGAUUAUAAGAAUAAGAUUGAUGAAAAAAAAAAUAUCUGGUAAAAAACGUCUCGAUAAGAAUAUAAACGCAUAAUUAAAUUGCUGGGGAGAAAAAAUGGAGAACCUUUAGUACUCUACAACAAAAGAUCUGAUUUUCAAAGUAAGCGUUAGACGAAACAAGUCUGGAUUACAUUAUGCUAGUUGUAUGCCAGCACUGUUUUUGAGAAGCAUUGUCCUACUUACUGGCAUCAUGUAAACCCGGCAUAAGCCACUCGCUCCUAUCAAUAUUUAUUUUCUUUCCUUCUGCUGCCAGCUGUCUCAAGAGCAACAUCGCGUCAAUUUUUACCGUGUUUUUAAGAAAUCAAUAGUUUCUCCAUUAGCAGUAAAAUCACCAAAAGCAUAAGAAAGAACCCACAAUGUCGUCAAAUAGCAGGCGCGUUCAAAAAGAGUUAAUGGAAAUACAGAGAGACUUUCAGAUGUCUCAGGACAAGCAAAUAUAUUUAAAGUCUUUGACCUCGCAACUGAACUUCUUCAUAGCCAGGAUAAAAGGUCCGCACCUAACACCAUAUGAAACCGGUAGAUUUUUCCUCAAGAUCCAACUGCAGGCAGAUUAUCCAAUAUCUCCGCCAGAGGUCAAAUUUAUAACACAUGUGUGGCACCCAAAUAUCCAUCCAGUUCAAGGGUCAAUAUGUUUAGAUAUUUUGGCUGACAAAUGGUCCCCGGCAUUGUCUUUGAGGACUACACUUCUGUCCAUCCAAGCGCUGCUAUCUGCCCCCGAACCAGAUGACCCACUCGCUAUAAAUGUUGGCAUUCAAUGCAAAAACAAUCCCGAGGAAUUUGAGUUGACUGCUAAAUUUUGGACCUACAUAUAUGCCAAGGGUCAACACCAAGUCUAUGAAUAUCAAGAAAAGUUAGCGACUUUAAAGAGCAUGGGCAUUCAGCAGAUUUUGGCUUUAAAAAUACUGUCCUCCUGCCACUGGAACUUGGAAGAGGCCAUAGAAACUUAUAAAAACCUUAAUCUCAUACAUUAUGUCAUUGAUUAAAUUUCAAUAUCCAACUUUUUACUGUCUGUUUCCACUGCUGCGGUACUGUAUUGACACGCUAUCUGGUUUAACUUUAAAAGAGAAUUUUAUAAUUCGUGUCAACACAAGCACCCUCGUAGUCGAGACACACAGAUAUGCACAAAGAAUAUUCUUUAAUCUCUGCCAUCUUUUUAAUAGUCAUUCCGUUUAAGAAAAAAUCUAUUUGUUUAGUUUAGAGUUGCCUUAAAGGUACAAUAAUGUUAUUCAAAGUUGAAUUUACAAAUUUUAAGAAAUUUCUCGUAGUUUGACUCAUUGUUAGUUUUCUGGUGAUAAAAUUUAUUGAUGUUAUGAUAAAUAUAAGAUAUAUUAGUAAAGUUAUAAAACUAUGUGUUAGUAUUUGAAAUAAGUACAUAACAAUUUCUGUUCCUUGUUUUUCGUUAAAAAGUACAUCCUGGCCAUACAAGUUACAAAUAAUAACUUUAUCAUAAUUAUUACCUCAGUUUCUUCAUAAGAUAUAAAGCUACUAUAACUGAUUAAGAUAGUUUAAUAUAAGAUGAUUUUUUUUCAAACUGUUUAAGAAAAUAAUUACCAUUACUGGUUAUGUUUUUAAGAGUUUGUUCUUACUUGUAUUACUGUUGAUUACAGCUAUAAACAGCUUCCUACAUUAUUGAUUCCUAUUACAGUAAAGAAUGAUAUUACUAUAAGUUACUAAAAAGGCUUGUGAGUUAUUAUAUAUUUUGUUUGUAGAAUUUUUGUUUUCCAAUAGUUUUAUCUGAAAUGUUUGAAUAUAGUUAAAACUAUCCGAAUUGUGUGUAACAGGCUUAAUAUUUCCAUUUGCUUUGGUAAAUAGGAUAAGCGUCCUGGCAGUACAAUUCAAUGGAAAGCUUUUUGGGAUUACUUUUAUUUUUGAGGUGUCUCAAAUUUUUUAUGUUUUGAUUCUUUAUAAGUGUGUCUAGACAUAUUUGUUAAUAUAAAGUGUCUGUCAAGUCAUGGUGUCUACCUUCAGUUUGCAUUUAUAUCUGUUGUAUAACAUGUGGAAAGUACAAUUUUGCAAAAGAAAAUUAAUUUGUUAGAAACAUUAAUCUUUUCAACGGAUCUCAUGAUAGAAAGUUUAUUUUUAAAUUCUACUUAACCCAAAGAUUCAACCAAUGAGAGACUUCACACAUCUCUCUAAUUUAGAUUUAAGUUUUUUUUUUAAAUCAACAUAAGACUGAUUAAAAGUCAAUAAAAGUUCCAUUUGUACCUAGUUUUUUUUAAUUUCCAAUGAACUUUCUCCUUCAAGUAUCUUAUAUGCCCGUCCAUUUCAGCUACACACCAGUGAAAAUCCCGAAAAAAAUACAUUUUGGAUUGGAUCGGUGAUUGCCCAGAACAAAUGGUUACAAACAGACAGACAAGCAUUUAUGUUGGCGAUGCAAUUAGCCGCUUUCAUACAUUUAUACUUUUAUAGUUUUUUAAAAUUAGAAUUUAUAUUCUUUGAAAUUCUAGAUUUUGCAUACAGACACUCCAAUGUUAUCACAUGUUCAC